AUGCCGGUUGAGCUUAUCCUUUCGCCAUUAAUGAGGCCCGUUGUUCGGGCCAAAUCAAUCUUGUUCAGCCCCCACAGGAACCAAAGUCACUAUAUCCCGCAAAUCCGCGAAAUGCCCACCAAUGUAUCUCAGUACGCCGUAGUUCGACGCUUUGGUUCGGGAAGCAAGAUCUUUGAUGUGUUUGACACCCAAUGCGGCGCCAUGCCCGUGGGGCCCAAUAACCCCAAGGAGCGCAUCUUCUGGUUCCAGCGCUCGCGCGCCGUGAAGGGCGCUUACAGGAUGUAUUCUUCGGCGAUAUUGGGCACGGGCCCCCAGGGGCAAGAUGAGCCCGUCGCGAACGUGCGAGCUGGCUUGCGAGGCAACGUCUUGUUGAUCCGUGCUCCGGAUGCUCCCGCGGCUGAAUUGGGCUGGCACGUUGUGAGCCACCGAGUCGACGCCAUCGAUAGCUACCGCAUGUUCACGAUGAAUAACGGCCAGACCUAUCAGUGGACUUUCAGAGGGCAGUGGCUUGAGUUGGUGCAUAACGUGGGUGAAAAGGAGCUGGAGAUUCGUGAACGCAUUGGUCGUGUGGUUAUUAAUGGCACGAGUGGCUUUACCUUGUAUUUGGACGAGAGCAAGAUGAUUAGGGAGAUUGCCUUGGGCACUGCUCUUUGCUCGUUUAUCGACCAAUGGAACACGAACUUGGAAGUGGGUGGCAUCUAUGGCGGCAGAUCCGUCGAAAGGGUUCGCUGGAAGAGGGACUAG
Messenger RNA from Lodderomyces beijingensis, 744 nucleotides. The record is from the annotation of a GenBank genome assembly. NCBI's taxonomy places the organism in Eukaryota, Fungi, Ascomycota, Pichiomycetes, Serinales, Debaryomycetaceae.